AAGGCCACAGGAAAAGGGAACCAGAAUGCAAGGUUGCUUUGGUCACUGCACUUGAUAACAACUGAAAUACAAAAUGUCUGUAAAUAUUUAUGAAAGAGCAGAUAUUGUUGAAGUCAAACAGAUUCUGACUGAGCAUAUGGACACAUACGAUAACACCUCCACACUGGACUCUAUCGGAGGAGGCUGGGGAACGGAAAGGAUCGAGCAAAAAGGGGCAAGGCCCUACAAGAUGGCUACUGGGAGCCUGCUUCUACUGUGCGCUCUUCUGCUGUUCACCGUCAUCGGCCUGUGUGUCAGCGUCUCCAGAGAGAGAGACCAGCUGCAGGUCAUCACCGCCAACCUGACUGAAGCCAGACAUCUCCUACAGUCCACUAAUGCUAGUCUGACCCAGGAGAGGGAUGCACUGAAAACCAACAACACUAUCCUAGCAAAAGAGAGAGAGCAGCUGGAGAGCUCCUACAGGGCCGUGGUCAGGGAGAGAGACCGCUUAAACGCCAGCUACACCGACACAAAUGCAGAGAAGACACAGUUACAGACCAACUACGACACUCUGUCCAAAGAUAAAGACCAAUUGCAGAAUAGCUACAACCAACUGAAACAAGAUCAAGAAUCGCUCAACACUAGCUAUGCCAACCUUGAGAAAGAGAGAGAUGACAUGCUGAAGGGGCUCCUGGACUUGGAUUGGAGGUAUUUCGACUCCCACCUGUACUACAUCUCAACGACCAACAAAUCCUGGGAUGACGCGCGACAGCAUUGCAAAUCAACUGGAGCAGACCUGGUCACAAUAAACAGCCAAGAGGAGCAGGAAUUUGUCUCGUCGUUUAACAAGGAAGUUUGGAUUGGCCUGUCUGACGUCAACGUGGAGGGACAAUGGAGAUGGGUAGACGACAGCCCAUUGACCACCAAGUUCUGGGCCAAAGAUCAGCCCAACAGCUACAAAGGAGAACAGGACUGCGUCAAGCUCUGGCUCUCUCCUCCCCUUGAGAACUGGAAUGACGAGAAAUGUUCAAUAGUACACCAGUGGAUAUGUGAAAAACCCAUCCAGAGAUAACUAGAGAAAUGUUCAAUAGUACAACAGUGGAUAUGUGAAAAACCCAUCCAGAGAUAACUACAGAAAUGUUCAAUAGUACACCAGUGGAUAUGUGAAAAACCCAUCCAGAGAUAACUAGAGAAAUGUUCAAUAGUACACCAGUGGAUAUGUGAAAAACCCAUCCAGAGAUAACUAGAGAAAUGUUCAAUAGUACACCAGUGGAUAUGUGAAAAACCCAUCCAGAGAUAACUAGAGAAAUGUUCAAUAGUACACCAGUGGAUAUGUGAAAAACCCAUCCAGAGAUAACUAGAGAAAUGUUCAAUAGUACACCAGUGGAUAUGUGAAAAACCCAUCCAGAGAUAAUUAGAGAAAUGUUCAAUAGUACACCAGUGGAUAUGUGAGAAACCCAUCCAGAGAUAACUAGAGAAAUGUUCAAUAGUACACCAGUGGAUAUGUGAGAAACCCAUCCAGAGAUAAUUAGAGAAAUGUUCAAUAGUACACCAGUGGAUAUGUGAAAAACCCAUCCAGAGAUAACUAGAGAAAUGUUCAAUAGUACACCAGUGGAUAUGUGAAAAACCCAUCCAGAGAUAAUUAGAGGUGCUCUAAGUCUUGUUACAGGGUUUCUAAGCUAAAUUUUUUUUUUUUGUUACAUACAGCAAACAUCACCUCACCAUCUGCUAGCUGUUUGUGCCCUAAACACACUGAAAAAAAAAAAAAAAAAAAAAAAGCCCAGCCCAGGCUCCAAAAACAACUUGGUCCAACCUGGACCAUACAAACAUAAACUGUUCCAGCCAAUCACAGACAAGAUGCGUGUUUAGGACAGUUUCCAUUGCAGGGGAGGAAGUAGCCAGCUAGCUCUCUGUUUUGUUUGAACGUCAGCAGAAGCGACGUCACCCAACAUCGCUUACAGCAUCUUUAAACAAGCAAGCAAGAUAUUGGUAAUUUAAUACCAUAUACAGUAUAAGAUAGUUCUAUUGCAGCUGUACAUGUCAAUCUCAAAUAAAUGAUUCAAUUUUGAUCACA
Sardina pilchardus (European sardine) is the source of this 2053-nucleotide messenger RNA. RefSeq names its product C-type lectin domain family 4 member F-like. The record is from RefSeq and is a predicted model, not a curated record. The coding region runs from base 74 to 1051 and encodes 325 amino acids. Lineage: Eukaryota; Metazoa; Chordata; Actinopteri; Clupeiformes; Clupeidae. Gene Ontology annotation, molecular function: signaling receptor activity. The transcript has 5 exons.